CAACGGUAAAUCACAAACAAAUAUGGCAGCCGCAUGAUCAACAAACUAACGUUGGUCAAAUCAAUGCAAUGGACGAAAAGGAAAACUAGAUAACAUUUUUAGAUAACAUGAUAUCUCAAAGCCCUAUAGGUGUAAAGAUAACACCUCCUAUUGUUGAAUUUAUUGAUGCUGAAUCGGGAAUUGUUCACCAAAUGAAAAUAGAUGUCCAGAAUCUUAGCAAGACAUCAAAACAUAUUAGAUUUUUAGCUCCAGCGACAAACAAGUUCCGACUUCAAUGCAAGGAGGUUGAAAAAACCAUUGCUCCUGGGUUAGAUGUGUCAGCUCUUGUGGAGUACUACAAUAAUAAAGAUGAAGACUGUCAGGAUUGUAUUGUUUUUAUGAUAGACGACAAAUUUGUAGAGGUGCCAUUAUUUUCGUAUGCUCCAAAAUCUACUCUAAUAAUCAGUGGCUCUGUUGACUUUGGUACAACUGUUGCGGAUGGUCAACUCUUUACAAAGGAAAUUUCUAUAUUGAACCAUGGGCUGAAAUGUGGUGAUUAUAAAAUUUUUCUCAAAAAGGAAUUUCCAUUUCACAUAUUACCCUUGGAAGGUACUAUUCAUCCAGGUUACUCACAGCCAAUCCGUUUUGAAUUUAUCAGCAAAAAUAUUGGAAAUAUUGAAGAACAUGUGAGGGUUGAACUUAGUGGACAAUCAGAAGAAUUUAUAACUGUGAAAGCAAAUGUUGUUCCCCGAGCUCUAGUGUUAUUAUCACAGGAUAAACAAAAACACAUUGAUUGUAUUAAAUUUGGAUCAGCAUACUAUGGAACAGAUGUUGUUCAUAAGUACUGGUUAUACAAUGCAUCUCCCGAAGAAACAAAAUUCAUUGCAGUGUUGGAUGAUGAAGGAAAAGGACAAGAAGUGGGUAUAGACGUGACCAAAUCAGUCAUUGAUGUAUGUACACAACGUGAAAAGUCACUAGUGGGAGCUGAAAUAGCCUCCCUGAUAUCGGUUACUCCAAGCCAAGGGACAUUAAUGCCAUAUGAGAAAAAAAUCCUAUACUUCAAGUUUAGUCCAAGGUUUGUUAAGGAUGCCAAAGGCUGGAAACAUGAAGGAAAGCGCCCACCAAGGCAAGAUUAUGCAGUCUUUUUAAAGUUCCAAAUAGUUGCAAAUGUUGGAAAUGAGAGUGAAAGAGAUAUUAAAGUUGAGCUUGCAUUAACAGGGACAGCGUUACCAAUCUUCUUAUCGAUACUCCCAUCUUCAAUUAUAAACUAUAAUUGUUGUAAAGUGGGUGAGAGAGAAGAGUCUGUUUUAAAGCUUCGAAAUGAUUCUCCAGAUUUGCCAAUAUGUUAUGCUGUUAAAAGGAUAGCACAUUUUCAUGCCUAUCCUGCAUGCGGCUAUGUCAAUACUAGUGAAGUGACAGAAUUAAAUGUAGUGUUUCAACCUAAUCAAGUCGGGAAUUUUAAACGUUACUUAACACUUGAUGUUAUUGGACAAAGUUGUGAUAUUAGCACCACUGGACAGCCUUUAUAUAAAAAGGUUGUGAUUGAUACACACCAAAUACAAAUAACAGGAUCCAGUCAUCCUACUCUGGGUAAAAAGCAUGGGAAAUCUCAUUCUGCUACAAGAACUCAAUCGGUCGAUAAUGAUAGUAACUACUACCUGUCAAAAGGCAACACUUCAGUUCAAGUAUACACAUCGAAAGAAACAUCUGUGUUUGAUAAAACAUCCCUAUCAAUAAAAGAUUGUCAAAUUAGUCCUGAUAAAAUCCCAAUAAAAAUAGCGCAUCCGGAUGAUAGGGCCACUAGUAUCAGACCUAGUGAUAGAAAUCAAAUUUUCAUGACAAAGUUUACAAAGAAGAACCGAUACACCUAUGUAGAUCCUGAUUAUAGCUUUACAGAUGAACAAAAAGAUGAAGUCGAUGCUCACAAAAAUAAAUACACAACUUUUUUACGCAAAGAAAAGUUAAAUCGUAUGCUGAGAAAAGAUGCAAUAGAAUUCCAGAAGAUGAACAAUAAAGUUGAUCUUGGAAUAAAACCAGCACAAGGUUUGAAGCCAACAAAAAUAACAAUUGGUCAUAUCAAAUCAGCAGAAAAAAGAAAGGAAGAGCUCAGUAGGCAACCAAAAGCACCACAACUGCUAAGUUCAAAAAUAAUUGCUGGACAUCGUAAAACAGUGUUUAAUAAAGAAAUUGAGGAAGGUUUAAAGGCAAUCCCUUCAACUUCUGCUGAGAAAGAGGAUUGUAAAUCUAUUUUGACACCUCAAGAACUGUUUGGAAUUUUCUUUGAACCACAUGAAUUGGAUUUUGGUGAUGUUUGCGAACUGUCUGAGUGCAUGAAAGAACUAAGGAUAGCAAAUAAUAUUUCAAAGGCUAUACAUGUCGAUGUGGAGAUAAAUUGCAGAGAGUUACGCCAAACUUCACCGUUAUCACAAGUGAUUCCAUCUGGCAGUGUUGCAAAGUUACAAGUCAUCUUUGAAUCAUCAAAACUUGGAAAAUUUGAGAGGAGUAUUAAUUACACCAUAAAUGGUUACUACAAAAGUCAUCUUAUCAUCCAUGCGAAUGUUGUUACAGUUAACCUAGAACUUUCAAACAACCAACUUUUACUAACACCACUUCACGCUAUGCCUGCAGAAUCAGGUUUUCGGAAGUGUGUUACAUUAAAAAAUUCUCAAAACAUGGAUGCAGAAUUCACAUGGUCACCUGUCAUUGGAAAGGACGGUACUUCAUUUACAAUUAGGCCAGCUAAAGGUGUGGUGCAAGCAUUUUCAGUAUUAGAAUGCGAAGUUACGUUCUAUCCAUCUUAUUCUGCAUGCUGCACUGGAGAGUUUAUUGCACGUGUGGAAGGUGGAAACGAAUUGAAUUUGUCUUGCACUGCUGAAAUUGGAAUAACAUCAUGCUCUUUUGUGGAAAGGCGGUUGAUGCUUGGGACCAUUCCAUUAAAUAUAAUGACAGUACGGUCAGCAUAUUUGAAAAACACUAGUAAUAAUCAUGCUUAUUUUAAGGUGGUUGAUACGAUGCCUAUUCAGGGUAUGUUUGUCAGUCCAAAAGAAGGAGUUGUACCAGUGGGUGGCACAACCGAGCUUACGGUCUGUUACAAGCCAACCCUUGUUCAGAAAUUUGAUACAGAGAUACAGGUUGAUAUUCAAAGAUGGAAAACUGUCACAUUACGGAUAUGUGGUCUAGUUGAACCUCCCACAGUUGAUGUUGAUAUGGAUCAUUUUGACUUUGGUGGAAUAUUUGGUUCAGCUACUGCUUCCAUUCCAUUUAAAAUAACAAAUCUAGGCAAAUCCAAGGUUCAGGUUGUUUUUGAUUUUUCACAUUAUCGAGACUUUAAAGUUAUCUUCCCCAAACGAGAAAGUGAAGCUAACGAUGAUAGAGACUAUUGUUUUCAUGUUACUGCUACUGGACAAGAAGUUGUGGAAGCUGUACUCCAAUUCACUCCUACUGAGGUUGCAUCAUACGAUUUUAUUUUGCCUGUAAGCGUCAAUCACAUUGUGGCUCCAAGUCCUCCACCAUCACCCUAUCCGGCUUCAAUUGCUGCAACAAGGUCUGGUAAAAUCUUAUCUGCUUCUACACGUAACAAUGACUCAUUGUAUGCAUUCGAAUUUCCAACACCAUGUAGAAGGGUGAGAGCAACUGGAUUAAGAUCUCCAUUACAAUUGUCAAGAAAAAGUAUUGAAUUUAAUCUACCAUCUGGCUAUUAUGAUCUGAAUAUCACUGAUAGCUCUGGUCGUGUACAGAGUAUCACGUUGGCGAAUAACAGUCGUGACAAGUUGAGCUGGUCAUUAGAUAUUGAUUCUUGCAAGCAAUUGUUCCAGAAUGGUGUGUUUACUUGUUUAUUUAAGCAUGGUGCAAUGACAAAAAAUGAUUUUGAAAGCAAUUACACCACUGUGGAGCUAGAAAGCGGGGAAACAUAUGAGCUGAAAGUUGCAUUUAACCCUCUUGAACCAGGUGUGUUUAAAGUUACUGUACCUCUGAUAUUAAACAACAACAAAGCACAACCAUACAGUUAUAUUGAUAUCAUUGGUGAAUUGCAGUCAACACAAGUUCAUUUUGAACCUGCUGUGGUAAUCUUCAACACUGUUCCAUUGCAAACAGAAGUUAAAUCUGUUGUGAGGAUUAUUGGGAAAGGCUUUAAAAAGGAUACUAAAGUUUUUGCAAGUGUUCCAAGUGCUAACCUUGAGGAUGGUGAUUGUGUUGAUGUUUUUACUCUCGACUUCUUGGACAGUGACAUCAUGCAACAUUGUGCUAUAAAUAUGGGUAUAAGAGAAUCUUGUACUUUGACCUGUCAACUUACUUUCAAAUCAGCAAAGCCUGUUUCUUUUAGUGGUAGUAUUGUAUUCACCAUUGGUGAGCAAAGUUGUAUUCUACCAGCAACAGCAACUGCUGAUAACUGUCUACUAACCACAUACGACUUCCUUACAAAUGCACAAAACGAUUUUCACAUUAUUUGUGAACGUGUGAAGGAAAAAAAAGAUAACAAUUCCAAUUCACCAGCAGAAAUAGAGUUUGUACCAUGUGUAUCUCCGAUUCGUGCUCCAACUGGUGUUUCCAUGGUGACAAGUGGUACAUCAUUUAGUUUAAAUACGUCGUCUUAUGAAGACACCACAAUCUCAAGUUCAUCAUCACCAACAACUAUAACUACUCCACCUAUAGCAUCUGCAGAAGAUGCACUCAUUCCAUACCAGUAUGAAGCUGAAAACCUACCAGACUCUUCUAGUGGUGAUGGAAAGCAUAUGCUGGAGAUUAUGAGAACGGUGCAGAGAUGGUAUUCGUCACAGUGUUGGUCAAGCGGACUUUGCAUCUUAAAUCUUCCCUACUCCUUGCGUAAAUGUUAUUCUGGCGAUAUAAAUAAAAACAGUAAAACACGAACAGGUCCUUCAAAUCGCGAGGAGAAAAAGGAAUCGAGAACUAUUAUUGAUAUUGUUGUGCAUCUUUGUGGCAAAGCAGUUCCUGGAAUACCUUUGAAUAUGACACUUCCUUCUGAAAGAGGAAAAAGGGUGCAAAUGAUUUUAUGGUUGUACUCCUCGCUGUUGACAUUUUUGCGUUGCCAAGGCGCUAUGGUUGCUUCCAUCAAACCAGAGUAUCUCUUGGAUGCAGAAGAUUACAAUUAUUACCAGCGUACAAAAGAUAGUGAGGAAAAACAUAAAUUCAAUGAUUCAGAAGUAAAAUUUGAAAUGUUGUCAAGAAAGGCUUGGACAGAUUUACUUCUUCAGAUCAUAAAAGUCUUAGUUUUAGCUCGCGUUACACCAUCGUCAUUUAAAAAAAUGGUUCUACCUUCUGGAUAUCCAUCACUUCCAGUGUUUAAUCCUGAUCCUUUGUGCAGCAACGUAUAUAGUGUGAAUGAGAGGAUUGUUUUGGCUUGGUUGAAUCACCACUAUGAACAGCAAAGAGUAAGGUGUUGGAGAAGGACGUUCAAUGUUCACGAACCUGCAAGCAGGUGGAUUGUAAACUUUGAUAAUGAUUUUGUGGAUGGUUUGGUAUUAGCAUCGCUUCUAUCAGCAUACUGUCCUUAUUUGGUCAAAUCUCACUUGCAUUCAUUGUACACUCAUCCACAUUCAGCAGAGCAAUGUUUGCACAAUGCCUUAAAGGUUGUAGAAGCGUUUCGAUUUAUUGGGCUUGAUUAUGAUGUCCUGGUUAAACUACAAAACCCUAGCACAAAACCAAUUGUGUACCAAGCAGUAAUAGCAGGAGAGAACGCUGAGCUUUUCAAACUCCCUGCCGGCUCUCAAAUACAGGUACCCUCCAAAGGAAGUGUUGAACUACCUGUUGAAUAUCGAAGUCGUUUUCUGCAUCCAUGUACUGGAACCUUGGUGCUGGUUGGUAAGAGAGUUGGCUCUGCUGUUGGCUCUACACUUGUGUUUACGUUGAAAUGUUCUGUUGACAAAAUAAUGCCGAAAGAUACCGUUAAAUGUGUAUCGCCAUGUUACGAAUUAAAAAAGAUUUACUUAAACGUCACAACUCCAUUUACACGUGGUGGGAAUUUUACAGUUGCACUUGUUGAAACAAGUCCUGAACAUAGCCUUAUGCGUUUAACUUCUCGAAAAAAUAAACCGCAGAUUAAUAUACCCUCAAAAACAGACCAUGGACGAGGCAAAAGAAACACGUCACCAAAAAAAGUACCAAAUAUGAACAUGCUAAAAGAUUUCACCACCAACAAACAACCCCUAUUGAGUGCUUUUUGGACGCCUGCCAGUGAAGUUCAUCUCGACGUUGGUGCAACUAAAGAUGUUGAAGUGCAGUUCUUACCAUUCGAUGUGGGAAUGAGACAUUGUUCCGUUUUGUUUUUAAACAAAGAUAUUGGAGAAUUUCUCUACUCUAUUGAAGCAGAAUCGUCGCUUCCGUUACCAUCGGAAAUACCAUUCAAACGUAGUGAUGGAGGACGUCGCGUCACCAGCGCCAUGGCUGUUCAACAUAGUCAAGGUUUGCUAAGAGAAGAUAAUACCAUUGUUUACCUGCACUGUGAGGCUGAUACGGAAUGCGUGGAAGAACUGCAGUUGCCAGCAGUUAAUGCAGCAAAAGAAAGAGCACUGAGGAUUGCUACACACCAGAGAAUGUGCGAGAAAGAACUGAAAAGAAGAGAGCUAACUGGUAUCACUUCCUCAGAAACAAUUCUAUCCGCUGUCUCCUCUCUGCAAAUUAACGAAGAGGUGGAAUACACACAUCCCGCCGACGUGUUGGGUAUUGCUGGCUCACUGCAGAAUUUUACAGUCGACGUGACGUCACCAUUUUUUAAAAUACCACCCACUGUUUGUGUGCCGUUGUCUAGCGCAGAUAAAUCAGAGAAAGAAACGGUCAAGAUACCUUUAACGGUGGAGCCAUGCAAGCCUGGUCAGUAUCCAUGUAAGGUGAUCUUGAAAUCUUUGAAUGAUAUUCGUGUGUAUCACAUUGAGUGUACUGUCAACUAUGCUGGAACUUGCAUUGAACUGGAGUUUAGUUCACCAACACAUCAAAAGGUUCUGCAAAAUGUUCCGAUUAUCAAUCACAGCGAUAUUGAUUGGAAUUUCCAAGCAGAAAUAACAGGCAACGGUUUCUUCGGUCCAACCUCUUUUACCGCGUCAGCUGGUGCUACUUCAAACUAUCCGCUAAUAUUUCGACCUGUGUUUGAAGGAAUAGUCGAGGGUCAAAUUAUAUUGAGAAACAGAAGCAAUGGAGCGGAAAGUGUCUUCAUACUGAAAGGGUUAGGAACAAAGCCGUUGGCUUUGGAUACCAUAGAGGUUGAUUGUAUUGUCAAUGAAGCGACAAUGAAAGUUGUGGAGAUCAAGAACGGUUUGAAUCAUAAGAUGGUGUUUCAGACGUUUUCUGAUUUGGAUAUGCUCACUGGUCCAGCUUUUAUCACCGUGCUCCCAAAUCAAACGAUUCACGUGCCAAUAACAGUGCUGACUAAGAAACGUGGAAUUAUGGAAGGGAUGGUAAUGUUUGUGUAUGACGCUGAAUUUGUUGAGCAAAUGGGAUUGGGCAGAACGAUAGACGAAGACAGUGAUGAUGACGCUGAUGACGAUCUCUCGUCCAAUCAGUUACCAUCAAACACGUUAAUUAGUACUGAAUCGUCACGCUUCGCUGAAUUAUCCGAAUCAGAUCACUUUAAGAAGCCGUACCGUGUUUGGUAUUCUUUUCUCAUUAAUUCGAUGCCUUCUUCGCCUGAAAAAAGAAUUGAAGUUAAAGCACCAGUACGCUCUACUACUACUGUCGAGCUCUUGUUAAAGAAUCCUUUGGAAGUAGAUCUGCUGCUUGAUGUUACUAUAGAUGGUGCUGAAAUUUAUGGAGAAGCUUGUGUUACCAUAUCUCCGUUGUCAUCAAUGUUGUAUCAACUAGAGUUUGCUCCCACUGUGGUUGGUCACACGAAGGCUAGCGUUAUAUUUCAUGGACCAUCGUUAGUUGAAUUUUGGUAUGAACUGCAACUGGUCGCGGAGCAGUCACUUCCACAAACUUUACCAACGAUGCAAUGCAGCUUGGGAAAGUCGUGUUCUCAAUUGUUAUCGCUCCACAAUCCUACGGUGGAACCAGUUAUUUAUUCUGUAGCCUGCUCAAAUACAAACAACUUUUCGCUAGAAAACGUCUCUGAUCAGGUGUCAGUGCCACCAAUUAGUGAGCUAGAAGUACAAGUUACUUUUACUCCCAGCCAUGUUGGAAGUGGUAACCAUCAAGCAGAAUUGAUAUUUGAUAAUAUACAGACUGGAAUGCAAAAAUUCAUCCUUUCUGGUAUCGGUGAACUCCCUGGUGUAAACACAGAUCACGUGAUCCAUGCAGUACUUGGAGAAAAUAAAACCACCAUUGUAAAUUUUCACAAUCCUUUUGAACAUGAUAUUGUCGUCGAUGUUCAGCUUCAAGAACUCCCUUUGUGUUCGCUCUCUUCUAAGAUUGAAAACGAGGCUGGUGUGUAUACUUUACUUUUAAAAGUUUCCAACAACUUAAUUCUUCCUCCAAGACAAGUUCUUGAUAUCCCAAUCUCUUACUCACCAAACACUAUGCAGAAAUGCGAUGCUGUAUGCACUGUGACAGCGAGACAAUUUUAUUUGGAAGAAGCUGGUAGAGCACCUAUUGCAGAAACUGGCGACGUGCAAUGGAAAUACGAUAUCCAAGGUAUACCGCUAUCGGUGCCAGUGAAGAUUUCACAUGCACCCGUAUUCGAGUGUCGCGCAAGAGAAAGAUUGGAGGAGAAAUUAGAGAUUUCGUUUGCUGGGCUCGAUUUAAAUGUUUCCAAAACAACUAAUGCUGCUCUUAUGAAGUCACUCAAGCCAAUGCGAUUACUGGGUCAAUCAAUUGGACCACAAAGUUCUGAUCUGGAUGAAGAUUACACGAACAUAUCCGAAGUGUUCAAAUGCGAGUUGCAGUACGACGAUAAAGAAAGUGAAAGUGAUAUUUCAAGAUCAGUAGCGUUACAACUGCGUCGGAAGCGACGUCAUCAACUCACUGGUGUCGUCACGUUGGUAUUUGAAGUGAUCCUCUCUCCUUCUAGAACGUUCAAUCACCUUGUACAUCUGUGUAUUACGUCAUCAAAGGGUGGUGUUUGGAAGUAUCCGUUGCGUUUCUUAUCCACUGAACCUACACCAGAUGACGUCAUUGUUGUGGAAUCUGCAGGAUUAAACAAAGAUUCGAAUGUUGCAUUUAGACUGUGGAGUCAAACAAGCGAUAAGUGCCAGUUCGAGGCGUUUUUUGCAAGUGGUUCAGACAACGUGUUUACUGUCUCUCCAUCGUCUGGUGUUUUGUUACCUGUUGGAAGCGAUGGUACUUUGCUGACUGUAUCAUACAGACCGUCUUUUUAUGGAAGGACCCACCAGGCGAAGCUUUUGAUACAGUCUCGUGAUACACGGUGGAUUUACGAUGUUAGGGGCGUUACGCCUACUUACCAACCGCCCCGUGUUAAUGCAGCUACUGGAAGUUAUGUUAACGGACGAUUACUGCAACCACAGAAGAAAAACUUUGUUAGACAAAAUUUAAGAUUAGUUCACACAGCCGUGAGUUCACCUUUAAAAGGUGAACCGUUGGUCCAAAAAUUUCUAUCGAAAACACAGUAAUA
Hydractinia symbiolongicarpus is the source of this 9496-nucleotide messenger RNA. Its product is annotated as cilia and flagella-associated protein 47-like. The transcript is spliced from 54 exons. The record is from RefSeq and is a predicted model, not a curated record. NCBI's taxonomy places the organism in Eukaryota, Metazoa, Cnidaria, Hydrozoa, Anthoathecata, Hydractiniidae. Gene Ontology annotation, molecular function: protein binding. Bases 108 to 9494 code for a protein of 3128 amino acids.